Molecule: messenger RNA, 777 nt
Organism: Lasiodiplodia theobromae
Lineage: Eukaryota; Fungi; Ascomycota; Dothideomycetes; Botryosphaeriales; Botryosphaeriaceae
Product: Hydroxyproline-rich glyco protein
Exons: 1
Coding region: 1-777 (258 amino acids)
Source: RefSeq, a predicted model, not a curated record
AUGACCCGCGAGUCGCUCUUUGGCGCGCCUCCUGCCUCGCCCGCAGCUCCGACUGUGAACAACAAGGAGGAUGCACAAGCCGAGGCAGGCCCCACGGUCGUCUCCGAUAGUGGUGACUUGCUCCUGCGUGUGAAAGAGGAUGACGACCAAGAAGGAUUCUUGUACCGCGUCGAAUCCAAUCGCCUCCGUGAAGCUUCUUCAUAUUUUGAGAAGCUUCUCAGCGGUGGUUUUAGCGAGGCUGCUAACGUUGCCGUUCACCAUGAACGUCUCCGCAAGCAGUACUCGACCAUGGCAGACGUUCCUCUUGACGAGCUGCCCGAAGUCACCAUCGUGGACAUUGGGAGAACCUCCAAGGUCAGCACCAUCAAGCUUAUAACGGCCGACUUCCUUCGAGCUCUCCACAAGCAGCCUCUCGGAAACGGAAAGGAUGCUCCCCCCGUCACGAAUAUGGCCAAUCUCGCAAUCGUCGCCGACCGUUUUGACGCCCUGGACACGUUCUCGCAGUUUGUACACCAGAGGAAAUACUUGCAGAUGAUAGACGCAAAGACAAAGGGAAAGACUGCCGCAAGCUUACCAGAGGAGCGGGUGCGGCAAAAGCUCUUAAUUGGCGCGCUGUUGAACUACCCGCCGUGGACCAAGCUGUACAGUAAACGGCUGAUAUUGGGCGGUUCCGAGCGAUGGAACAACGAAGCCAUCGAGGAGUCUGGAGGUGCGCUAUGGUGGGACAUCUCAACUGGCAUUGAAGGUAAGAAGUUACUCGACAAGGGCGCACCCUAG